CUCCGCAACGGAAAUGUGACUUCUUCCGCUCGUCAACAUCCGCCAACUGACAGACCGAUCCACAGGCAAAAUGCCGACUCCACCAGCGGCUCUCAUGAUGGCGCAGGCAGAUGCCAUCAGCCGCAAAAUUGGCCACAUGCACACCGGACGCAAGAAACGACGCUUUGAUGAGAAGAUGUCGCUCGAUAACGACCUGGAUAGAGAUUCCGACACGAACGAUGGCGAAACGGACAACGAGGACUGGGCGGAGCUCGGUCUCGAGACGAUGCGGGAGGCCACGUUGUCCGCUCGCAGCGCCUCGACCGAGAAUUACCGCAAGCGCUCCCUUCCGCAUACUGGCCGCCACGCCGCUCGGACUGGCACAGGAAGUCUGAGAACUCAUGCGCCGAAAGCCCCAACCCCUUCAAAUCACAAAGAUGAACGCAUGAGGCAAAGGCCGCACCUCGGAGGAGAUGGAAUUGCCAUAUCUACACGGUCAGAGAACAAUUCCAGCGCGAGUAGAGAGCUCCAACAACCAGCUAGCAACAACCCAUCGUCCGAAGGCCCACCUGUGCAGAUCGUUUUCGGCAGCUCAUCAGUUCAACCCACUGCGGAUGCCGCUCAACCCACGCCAAUGGAUGUUGAAGUUGACACCAUGAAUCGCGUAGAGUCUCGCUUCACUCGAUCUGCAGAAAUAGACGCGGAGAUUGCAGCAAUCACAACAUCUGAUCUGCCAAUCGAGCUUUCGCUGCAGUGGCCUUAUAUCAAAGAACCAGACGUGAGCAAGAUGUCCUGCCUUUCGGGUGCGCCAGCAGAAACAGUAUUUCACUAUCAACAGGAAGCCCUGCGUGUGUACUACAGUGAAAACACAUUUGAAUGCAUCUUCCACACACCGUUGAUCAAGUUCCUACGCCAGUUGCCCAGAGAGUACUUGAGAUCUCUGGAGCCAGGAUCAGUCCGACUCUCCAGCAAGCUAAGUCACAUGGGAUUCGUGCACCGAGCACUGCAAGACUUGAAUGCACGCAAUGCAGAAGGGCUUCGCCGGGACGUAGCACUCGUUCCAAUCACUGUCGAGGGAGAAGCGGACGAUGUCUGGAUCAGCUGGAACAAUGUCGAUGACUACGAUGGCAUACGUGGCGGCUGGGCUGCAGGUCAAGGCAAAGCAGCCAAGAGAAGAAGGCAUCCUGCUGGCACACACAUCGAACGUGAGGACGACGAGCUUUACACGUAGCCAGGUAUCAGAUGCUCUUGUUGUUUGUGUCGGAGUCAGGCCACUCGUCACGGAGAAGCCACAGUCAAACUAUUGGGCCGCCAUGGAGAGACUUGUAUUCUGUAUCACUAAUACGCUUACAGGCGGAUAGCUUCUACGCACCGUUACCUGCACUUUUCGUGGCUUGCAGCAGGCGUGCGU
Cercospora beticola is the source of this 1390-nucleotide messenger RNA. RefSeq lists its product as uncharacterized. The record is from RefSeq and is a predicted model, not a curated record. Lineage: Eukaryota; Fungi; Ascomycota; Dothideomycetes; Mycosphaerellales; Mycosphaerellaceae.